Messenger RNA from Cordyceps fumosorosea ARSEF 2679, 1905 nucleotides. RefSeq names its product Ubiquitin subgroup. Lineage: Eukaryota; Fungi; Ascomycota; Sordariomycetes; Hypocreales; Cordycipitaceae. The transcript is spliced from 11 exons. The record is from RefSeq and is a predicted model, not a curated record. Gene Ontology annotation, cellular component: nucleus; cytoplasm; ribosome. Bases 1 to 1905 code for a protein of 634 amino acids. Gene Ontology annotation, biological process: modification-dependent protein catabolic process; protein ubiquitination; translation. Gene Ontology annotation, molecular function: structural constituent of ribosome; protein tag activity; ubiquitin protein ligase binding.
AUGCGGUAUUGCGCCCACGGUCACCAAGUUGCAGGUUUCAUCCAAUUUGACCUUGGCGAAGAAGCAGAGGCUGGUAUGAUGGGAACAGUCUCCAAAAAGCAAAAGGUGAUCAAGGAAAAGGAAAUACGACAGCUCAAAGGCACAGCUGGGAAACUGCUGUACCUCGAAGCUCUCCAACUGCUGCUGCGCAAGCAAAUCGAAUGGCUUGUGAAGGAAAGGGGAUAUAGGGAAGAGCUGGAGACCGUCGUCCGAGAUUUGUGGGAUUUGCGUAUCCGUGGCGCGACAGCGCUGGGACAAGGGCCUGAAUCAGGCGUGUCGGCUUCUGAAGACGCCCCGGAACUCUACAAUUCUCAGCCGGAGGUUGUCGAGCCCACGCGCCUGUGGACUUUGCCAUCAAAAGGUCAAGACUGGAGCGCCGACCGCGGGCUUAGCUGGCCGCUACCAAACAUGGGUGACACGCUGGCGUUGUGCUACCUGGGCUGCUAUCUACUGAUGAUACCAACACGCUUGGGCGAGAUAAUCAAGUGGGCAAAUUCUUUCCAGCUCCCGUACCGGAACGCUUUUCAGCAAUUGCCCACUGAGAUGCAGGAGCGCAUGCCGUCUACCUAUAUCAAACUUUUGAAGGCGCCAAUACGAUCGCCGAUAGAAGGUGUCAGGGCAUACUCGGCUGUCAUGGAUUUGGCCUGUUCCUAUCAUUUCAACUACAGCAUGAUAUUCCCCGAUCUAAAUUAUAUGCCGCUGUUGGUACAAUAUACCAAGCUGCUGGCACUGCCAGUGGAAUCCAUGGUUACUGUCCGAAGGAUCUGCGAUAUCCUUGGCUACCGAUUCCAUUUACCAGUACAAAGUACUCGGGUUUAUCCUCUUCAAAUUCCAGAGAUUCGACUCGUCGCCCUGCUCAUUGUUGCCACAAAACUGUGUUUUCCAUUCACUGGCGGAAGCCCACUUACACAAUCGGAUCAGGGCCUGACUCUACCAUCAUUUGACUGGCGCAGCUGGCAAUCUGCCAAAAGCGAGCCGAGUCAAGACAUGUCUCGAACAUUUGAUGAUGUAACACCCAGUGACGUUGCUGGAAUGGCAGACGACGACCUCGAUGCUUACUUUCGUCACAUUACAAGUUUUCUGGAAAAGAAGAAUGCAAACCAAGUCACGGAAUUCUUUCCUUCAGAGCCGAAAGUCGUGAAAGAUCCUAUGCAUGAGGAACCAACACCAGGAGAAAUAGAUGAGAUGGCACGCACAGUGCUCCAAAACGCUAUGGGAAUGCCCAGCACAGAGGUGCCAGGUAAUUUCACCUACGAAGCAUAUCGAAAGGUCGAGGAUCUCCCGCCCGCAGCCAAAUCUUUCUACAACGCUUUAAGCUCCGUGGCUGAAAUCCCGCUCGAGACUACGGCGCGGGCAGUGUACAUGCUUGAGCAGGCGAUUGGUUUCCCAAGUCCUCUGCCUGUGCGCCCCACCAAAUACACGCGCAGUUCUGAGCCUCCGAAACUUCAAACAUCGUCAGAGUCACAGAAAUCCGUCAAGAUGCAGAUUUUCGUGAAGACCCUGACGGGCAAGACUAUCACCCUCGAGGUUGAGUCCUCGGACACGAUCGACAAUGUCAAGUCCAAGAUCCAGGACAAGGAGGGCAUCCCGCCUGACCAGCAGCGCCUGAUCUUUGCUGGCAAGCAGCUCGAGGAUGGCCGCACCCUUUCCGACUACAACAUCCAGAAGGAGUCUACCCUCCACCUGGUCCUCCGCCUUCGUGGUGGUAUCAUUGAGCCCUCCCUGAAGGCUCUCGCUUCCAAGUUCAACUGCGAGAAGAUGAUCUGCCGCAAGUGCUAUGCUCGCCUCCCUCCCCGUGCUACCAACUGCCGCAAGCGCAAGUGCGGCCACACCAACCAGCUCCGCCCCAAGAAGAAGCUCAAAUAG